This is a messenger RNA of Dovyalis caffra, 303 nucleotides long. The record is from the annotation of a GenBank genome assembly. NCBI's taxonomy places the organism in Eukaryota, Viridiplantae, Streptophyta, Magnoliopsida, Malpighiales, Salicaceae.
AUGGCAGAAGUGGGGGAAAAAAUUGAAAAGGAAAGCUCAAGGGAUCAGCACACAAUCAGUCACCCCACAAUUAUUUGGAAGCAAAUGCGUGUAGAACAAAUCACUCAAGAUUCUUCGGUGGAGAGGUGGAAAGAAGGAAAGAAGCAGGGAGAGACAGGAACAGACUGGAAUAGCUGUAAAAAGGGCCCAUCUUGUGAGGAGUUAGAACUCAUAAGUGCGACAGAAGUGGAAUUAAAUGGAGAAAAGUAUGCAGUAAUGAGCACUGAAGGUACACAAAUUGGAGACAAGAUGCAAGUUGAGUAG